CAGAGUGCGUACGUAUAAUUCCAAAGAGGGGAAUGAGGAAAGUCAUGGCAUCAAGAGACCCUUCCCACCACUCUCUUUCUGAAACAAUUCAUUCCUUACUAGGACUGAAGUCACAUCUCACUUCCACCUGGGUUCAAUCUGUUUGUGAUAUAAUAACAAACCUACCUCCUCACUGUCCUCAACCUCAAGGACAACCCACCGACUUAACAACAACAAAUCUCGAGACAGACACUUCUUCAGACGCUGCCUCAAAAAUUAGAGAUGAACUUGCUAUCUUGACUGCCCACAUGAAUGAAUUUAACAAACGGAGAAGGCAGGUUCUAAAUGAAUUUCUAAAUUUGAAAGGUAAUAUUAGAGUGCUUUGUCGUAUAAGACCCAUUGCAAUAGGGGAGAACUUCGGCCGCUUUAGGCCUGUUGUAGCAUUGGAUUCAAGUAAUGUUCUUCUAAGACUUACUGACAGUAAGAAUAAAAGUUACAGUUUCGACAAUGUUUUCCGCCCCGGCUCAUCACAAGACGAAGUCUUUUCAGAAGUUGAGCCAGUCAUCAAAUCCGCACUUGACGGCUACAAUGCAUGCAUAUUCGCUUAUGGACAGACAGGCACAGGGAAAACCUUCACCAUGGAAGGAACUCCAGAAUUUCCCGGAGUGGUGCCCCGUGCAAUUGAAGCACUGUUUAGGCAAGCAGUUGAUAGCAACCAUGUGUUUCUAUUCAGUUUCAGUAUGCUUGAGAUUUACAUGGGAAAUCUCAGAGACCUGCUAAUUUCUCAUCCAACAAAGGCAAUGGAUCCUCUGCCUCCCUGCCUAUCAAUCCAAUCAGAUCCAAAUGGUGGGAUUGAAAUUGAAAACCUUGUGGCUAUUCAAGUGAGUGACUUCAACCAAGCUUUGAAACUAUAUAAACUAGGGUGCCGGUUCAGGUCAACUGCAUCAACAAAUUGUAACAGUACUUCCAGCAGAUCACACUGCUUGAUUCGCAUAUCAAUCACAUGUAGUGGAGCACCUGAGAGGCGAAGGGAAACAAAUAAAGUUUGGUUUGUUGAUCUUGGAGGAAGCGAGCGUUUGUUGAAAACAAAGGCAUGGGGUAGAAGACUAGAAGAAGGAAAGGCCAUUAACUUGUCACUUUCCUCUCUUGGAGAUGUCAUCAGUGCCCUUCAAAAUAGAAAAAGCCAUGUACCUUAUAGGAAUAGCAAGCUGACGCAGGUUCUUAAGGAUUCCCUUGGACAGGACUCAAAAACUCUAAUGCUUGUCCAUAUCAGUCCUAAUGAAGAAGAUCUCUGUGAAACAGUGUGUUCUUUGAAUUUUGCGACUAGGGUGAGAAGCGUUCAUCUAGGGAAAACAGAUUCGACUGUAGAAAGGGAGAAGGAAGUUGCAAUGAUCGAUCUGCAACAAAAGAUUAAACUGAUUGAAGCUGAGCGCCAAGAAGCUAGAACGAGUAUCAAGAAGUUGACUGAGGAAUUGGAUAAAUUAACAGGGACAUCCCCAUCUUUCGGUGAGCAACUGGAUGCUUACCAUUUAUAUAAAUAUAACGAACGGCCCCAACCUAAUCUUGAAAUUAGUAGGAACAAGACUAGAAAUAUUGCAGCAGCUCCAUUAUCGCAGGUACCAAGGUUUAUGAGGCCUACUGUUUGCAGUCGAAGAAAAUCUGGACUGGAACACCUAACUUCUGAAGAAACAGUGAGAGUUCCUGCAAAAAGGAGAAGGCCAAUGGACCAUCAUGCGAAUUCUGUGAAUUUCCCCUUAAAGGGUACUUCAGAAAGCAACUCAGAAUGCAGUAUUUCCAGAAAUAGCUGUUUAGUGGCUUUGAAGGUGAAAAGUAGUGCAGAUUGUGAAACAGAAUACAGUCAGGAUCUAUCAGAGUCCGAUACUAAAGAGGUUGUGCUACCAGGACAGGAAGCAUCACCUAAACCCUAUGUUGAUAAGUGGUUACUCUUAAAUAACAAUGCAAAUGUUACCAGGAGUCACUUUCACAGGAACAAAUGGAUUCCAGCCAUUCCUACCCCAGAGAAGAAACAUAUAUGUAAUGGACAGAAAGAAACAGACAAUUUGCAAGAUAAGAAAGUCCAUAAUUACAAGUUUGCAACGAAACAGAUUAUCAACCACAACAAAUUGGAGAAGCAUGCUUGUGUGGAGGGAUCUCAGAGGUCCGUGCAAGAAGUGGUUAUUAAUAAAACUCCCACAAAUUUGAAGGAUUAUGACAGUAUUUCCUCAAGAUGUAACUAUAUAAAAGAUAAACUUGAUGGCAUGCCAAUGGAGAAACACAUAUGCAACACUAUAUAUCCAUCUGAUAUUUGGUGCAGCAGUUCUCAUUUGAAUCAAGAUGAUAAUGGGGUCCACGCUUCAUCCACAACGCAGGCACUACUUGGUGAAACAGAAUGCUCAGACAGUUCCUUGUCAGGUGAUAGUAAUUGGUGCCAAAUUUCUACCACCAAUUCAGCUUAUAGCGUUUUGGACUCAAGAAAAGAGUCUAGUAUCUCAGUUUUGAGAAUAGAACUAAAGUCAUGCUGUCAACAAUUGUGUACCGCAAUAUGUGAGGAAGAUUGUGGAAAAGAAGACUCGGACACGCUAUUUAAGAGGUCUGCUGAAGGGAUAAGACCGGGCCUAGGAAAAAUGAGAUGUCAAAGAGCUUUAUUUAUGGAAAAUGCAACUCCAAAGGAACCAACCAAGCCACAACAACUCAUAAAGUCACAAGAAGAUGAUAUGAACUCAGGAAUAUGCCACCAUCUUAAACAGAAAAUUCAAAUUUUGUGGAUCAGUACUCUUCUAGGGUUAGGAUUACGAAAUUUGGGACUAGAGCAGGAAUUCUUCCUUGGCUUAAUGCUUUGAAGCAGCUGCAGUAGGUGACUAUAUACUCAAGUCUUCAUAUGCAAGUUCUGAUGAUUAUCCUAUGAAAUAAAGCGAUAUUCCAUUCAUGUAAAAAUGUGCAUUGAAAAUUCAUAUCACAAAUGUGUACAAAUUAAAUAACUCAAAUUAUCUUUGUGAAGCACUUUCAGUUUCAAGUUCA
Malus domestica (apple) is the source of this 2997-nucleotide messenger RNA. Its product is annotated as kinesin-like protein KIN-14T. Gene Ontology annotation, cellular component: microtubule cytoskeleton. The record is from RefSeq and is a predicted model, not a curated record. Gene Ontology annotation, molecular function: microtubule motor activity; ATP binding; microtubule binding. Gene Ontology annotation, biological process: microtubule-based movement. NCBI's taxonomy places the organism in Eukaryota, Viridiplantae, Streptophyta, Magnoliopsida, Rosales, Rosaceae.